UUCGUAACUGAGUAGUAAGUGAGUAGAAGAAGCGAUAGUCCCAAGUGCGAUAUAUGUUAACUGCGCUUGCCACACGCCAUCAGAAUGGUAGUGACAACGACCCAUACAGGGCUGGUAAAAGAGGCAAAUAAUUGCAAGUGCAAACAAUUUCGAAAGACUGAAACAUUCUACAGCGGACAAAAUUUCUGCAGUGCAGAACUUAAGAGCAAAGUUUCAAAGUCAGUUACAAAAACUAUAUACGAAACGGUGCAGGUCACCAGUACAAAUAAAAACUGUAACCGUCAUCGGAUUUCUAAAACGAACACUAGAAUGCCGUUUUCAAUGAGGAUACGGAGAAGGGAACUUUCGGCCGCCGUUGCCGUAAUUCUGAUGAUCAUUUUUCCGCGGGAGUUUUCUUACAGCGUCGGGGUAGCAGCCCAGAGUGUACCAUCGCCAACGCAAAGGCUUUCAUCGACGCCGGCGCUUUUUGAAGACUUACCAGAAGAGAGCCUAGCCAAUACAAAGGACCCAUGCAAAGCUAGACUUUUUCUUGGCGACAUUGCUUUAGAUGAAGAAGACGUAGAAAAUAUCUUCGGUGAAACUGCCGACGAUUUCAUUCAAAACGUCGGGAAAGCACCGGCAACCCCAACCCGGUCCCCAAUCGGUGACGUCAUGUCUUCACCCCCAAGUCCCAGCUCCAACCCCAACCGCCGGAGAAGAAAAGGGCGCGGAAGAAAAAAGAGACGGCGGAACAGAAAGUCAAGAAAGAACGUUCAACGUCAACAAGCAACUUUAGAUUUUGACGUGGCGUCACCUUCAAACAUGACGUCAGAGGUUUUUGCUUCGUACAAUUCAAGCCAAGGCAACCGUACCAAUACGCCUGUUCGAACCACCGGCGAUACAUUAAGAACAGGAAUCCCAAAUCUACGAGAACUAUCUUUGGUUCUUGACCGAGAGGUAUCCAGACGACGUAGUGACGUCAUGGAUAUUGAUGACGUAGCAAGGGCGGGUCGCAGAAGGGGCGGGCGUAGAAAUAGAAAACGUAAACGAAAAGGGCGAAGGAGGAAUAGACACAGGCGACUUCGGUACAAGAGCAGACGACAAAGAGCAGAGGAAGUAUUUAAACGGACUCGUAGAGCUGCAACUGCUCGACAAGAGAGAAAAUGGCCCCAUGGUGUAAUUCCGUAUACCAUCAGUGCUAAUUUCACAGGUUCCCAAAGGGCGAUGUUCAAACAAGCCAUGAGACAUUGGGAAGGCCAAACCUGCCUUACAUUUAUUGAGCGAACGAACGAAGACAACUACAUUCGAUUCACUUACCGUCCUUGCGGUUGCUGUUCGUACGUUGGCCGCAAAGGGACUGGACCACAAGCCAUUUCGAUCGGAAAGAAUUGCGAUAAGUUUGGUAUCGUCGUUCAUGAACUCGGUCAUGUGAUUGGUUUCUGGCACGAACAUACGAGACCUGAUCGCGACGACCACAUAGAAAUCAUAUACAAGAAUAUUCAAGCCGGUCAGGAAUACAAUUUCGAACAAAUGGACUCGAGUGAGAUCAACUCCCUUGGCGAGAAAUACGAUUACUACAGUAUUAUGCACUACGCAAGGAACACCUUCAGUAAAGGAAUGUUUCUGGAUACGAUCCGACCAAUGGUAGACCAGGAAACUGGGAUGAGGCCUUCUAUUGGUCAACGCACGCAACUGAGCGAGGGUGAUGUUAUACAAGCGAAUAAACUCUACAGUUGUCCAACAUGUGGUAGCACAAUGCAAUCAACAACUGGAAACAUAUCGUCACCAAACUGGCCAGCAUCUUACCCAGCUUACUCCAACUGUGAGUGGAGAAUAAGUGUAACACCUGGGGAAAAAAUCGUCAUGGAUUUCACAAGUUUGAACAUAUUUCGAAGUCGAGGUUGCUGGUAUGAUUACAUUGAAAUACGAGACGGUCAUUGGGAGAGAUCGCCUUUGAUAGGCAGAUACUGCGGCAAUAACCUACCCCCUCAGAUUACAUCCACUGACAGCAGGAUUUGGAUGAAAUUUCGAAGCACCAGUAACUUUAACGGGAGCGGCUUUCGGUUGCGGUACGAAGCUGUAUGCGGAGGUGACAUUCGAAGAAACUCUGGUCAAAUACAAAGUCCUAACUAUCCUGACGACUAUCGACCAAGUAAAGAAUGUAUUUGGACAGUUGUUGUGGACGAGGGAUACCAAGUCGGCCUCUCAUUCCAAGCAUUCAAGGUCGAGCGUCACGACACUUGCUCUUACGACUACCUAGAAGUCCGAGAUGGCCCGAACGCAACCUCGGAACUAAUCGGAAGAUUCUGCGGAUCUGAUAGACCAGAUGACAUCAAGGCCACCACAAAUACGUUAUGGAUUAAAUUUGUAUCUGAUGCAUCUGUCAACAAAGCUGGUUUCGCCGCUUCGUUUUUCAAAGAAAGAGACGAAUGUGCAUUGGAAUCAAACGGAGGAUGCCAACAGAAGUGUAUCAACACCCUGGGAAGUUUCAAGUGCGCCUGUUAUCCUGGGUAUGAGCUCAGUCGCGACGGAAUGACAUGCGAAGCUGCAUGUGGUGGUUACGUCACUACUCCUGACGGUGAGAUUACGUCACCAAACUGGCCUCGUGAAUACCCGACCAACAAGCAGUGUAUCUGGCAGAUAGUAGCCCCGCCACAACAUAGGAUAACCAUCGAGUUUGAUAAAUUUGAACUGGAAGGAAAUGAAGUUUGCAAAUACGAUUACGUUGAGGUGCGCAGCGGACUCACUGACGAAUCGACAUUCCAUGGAAAAUUCUGCGGAACUGAGUUACCCCCUGUUAUCUCUUCUACUAUUAACCAAAUGAGAAUCAAAUUCAAUUCGGACGACACUGUUGCCAAACGAGGCUUUCGAAUUCGAUUCACUUCUGACAGAGAUGAAUGCGCAGUAAGAAACGGGGGUUGUAUGCAUGUGUGUGUCAACACGGUUGGCAGCUACAUGUGCAGUUGCAGAAACGGUUACGUUCUCCACAGCAAUGGACAUGGCUGUAAAGAAGCCGGGUGUGAGCACGACGUAACGUCCUAUGUUGGCGAGAUAACCAGCCCAAAUUGGCCAAACAAAUACCCAAGCAGGAAAGAAUGUACAUGGCAUAUAUCGACAAUAGCUGGACACAGAGUAAAACUGGUUUUUAACGAGUUUGAAUUGGAAAGUCACCCAGACUGUGCAUACGACCACCUUGAGCUUUACGAUGGUUCAAACUCCACCGCCCCAAUAUUAGGUAGAUACUGUGGCAGCAAGAAACCUAGUCCCGUUGUUGCAAGUGGUAUUCACAUGUUCGUUAAAUUCUUCUCCGAUGCAUCCGUUCAAAAGCGUGGAUUUUCUGCCUCGCAUACAACAGUUUGUGGAGGAAGUCUAAAUGCCAGCGCCCGCACAAAGGAUCUAUUUUCCCACCCACAGUACGGCGACACCAUCUACGUUAAUGGGAGGGAAUGUGACUGGGUUAUAACCGCUAGUAAUGGUUAUGGUGUUGAACUAAUGUUCAGAGCUUUUGAGGUAGAGGACGAGACUGACUGCAGUUACGACUUUGUAGAAGUAUUUGACGGGCCAACAGAUAGCGCAGUGCGUUUUGGUCGCUUCUGCGGAUACGAGUCUCCCGAUACAAUUUUCUCAUCUGGUGACUCUCUGCUCGUUCGAUUCCACUCAGACGACACAGUAAAUAAGAAGGGAUUCCAAGCUAGUUACAGUAGCACUGUGCUACAAGACACCGUUAGUUUGGUGCAGGUCAAUGCAGCAUAAACGUGCCUCAUCAAAUUGGGAAAGAUACUUGCUAGCGGCUUUCUAGAUAAAUCUACAAGGACAGUCACUGCCGCUUUGGUGGCCACGUAUAUGGUUCUAAGGUUGCUGUUCGUUUUGUCGCUAAGAAGUCCAAGCUGCUUAAGGCGGCUAUCCUCAUAUUUUAUAUCCACUGCGACAUUGCCACUUCGUAACUGCUUUGUAUAGUUAACUCUCGCAAAUCCAAUGGUUGCGCUUCUGUUAUGCUUACCAGCAAUAUAAACUGAGCCCAACCGUAUGCACCUUUUCACAAGCACAAAUUUCACAGACAUAUUUUUAUUCACUUUUUGAAGGUUUCACUGUUUCUUCACUUUGUAUGGACACAGCAUCUUCCUAUGGGUCUCACCUGUGUUAGCUAAAUACCGUCUUCCAAUACCAAACAAAAUGAUAUUUUUUUGAGCUAGUUGAGGCCCAGAGAAUGAUUUUUUUGUUUUUGUAUCCCGCGAAAUCCAAUACCCAACCGCUUAACUUGUUCAUUGCACUUUUUUUGCUUAUUUGUUUCUACUCACCAGCAACUCAAUAACUAUUGAAGAUAUUAUAUUUGUUUCUUGCUAUUGAUUCACAUUUUCGUUCAAAUCAUGAUUCACUACUAUUUUCUCGCGUUUGAAAGCGACAAAUAAAAUUGUCCAGCUUU
Molecule: messenger RNA, 4402 nt
Organism: Ciona intestinalis (vase tunicate)
Lineage: Eukaryota; Metazoa; Chordata; Ascidiacea; Phlebobranchia; Cionidae
Source: RefSeq